Venustampulla echinocandica is the source of this 2190-nucleotide messenger RNA. RefSeq lists its product as uncharacterized. The transcript has 2 exons. Bases 1 to 2190 code for a protein of 729 amino acids. The record is from RefSeq and is a predicted model, not a curated record. NCBI's taxonomy places the organism in Eukaryota, Fungi, Ascomycota, Leotiomycetes, Helotiales, Pleuroascaceae.
AUGAAGACUCAGAGUCUUUCAACCCUUCUUGCGUUGGCUUCUAGCCUGCAAACCGCAACUGCCACUUUUGGAGGAUUUGGAGGAGGAAAGUCCUUCACCUGCCCAACCAACAGCGACAAUGAUUGUAAUCCUGAGCAAAAGGGUGGUUUCAACUGGAACCCAGUCCCAGUUGGUCCUAUCGACUCAUACGGAGGCAUCCAGUUCUCUGGCUGGAACUGCGCCAACUCUUUCGGCAGCAACAGCAAGCGUGACUUGACCAAGCGCACCUUCGCCAACUCCAAGUGCAUCACCGGUACCGCCCACUCGGAUAAGUCGAAGGCACCUUCGUUCUCCUGCGGCUCUUCUUCCAAGGGCAGCAAGCCGUUCUCUGUCGACCAAUUCCAUGUAUCUGUUGAAUUCGACUGCGACCUUGAGUUCCACUAUGGAAUGCCCGGUGGAUCCAGCUGCAAGCACAUCUCACCUUGCAAGAAGGGCGGAUCCGUGGUCAAGAACUCCCAAUGUGGUGGUGCAACCGCCGUAACUGUUGUCUAUCCUACCCAGACAGCCAAGUCACCUCCCCCAAAGAAGAGCUGCAGCAUCGGCAUCCACACCGUUAGCUUCCACUGCGGCUCAUCUACUACUCCUGUUGUUCGCCCAACAACCAAGCCAGGCAAGCCAUCUAAGACUCCUGGUGCGUCGACCACGUCAGUCGCAAAGCCAACCACCACUGCCGCAGCCUCCUCCUCCAAGCCUGUUGUUGAGACCAGCCCAGCUAAGGAGACCAGCCCUGCUGCACCAACAACCACACCUGUUCAGAUGACUACCUCUACCAUCUUCACCACCUCGGUUUCGACCAUCACCAGCUGUGCGCCAACUGUUACCAACUGCCCGGCUCACUCCACUGUCCUCACCACGGUGACCAUCCCUGUCUCCACCACUGUCUGCCCUGUUUCCAGCGAGACCUCCCCUCCAGCUGUUGGCUCAUCUUCCCCACCAGCUGCUGGAACUUCCGCUGCUCCCUCUGCUGGAACUUCCGCACCCCCAGCCGGCGAGUCUUCCGCUGCCCCAUCUGCUGGAUCUUCCGCACCCCCAGCCGGCCAGUCUUCCGCUGCUCCCUCUGCUGGAACUUCCGCACCCCCAGCCGGCGAGUCUUCCGCUGCCCCAUCUGCUGGCACCACCGCACCUCCUGCUGCUGAGUCUUCCGCUGCCCCGUCUGCUGGAACCACCGCACCCCCAGCUGCUGGGUCCUCAGAAGUCCCAUCUGGCGGAUCCCCAACUACCUCCCCAGCUCCAGAGGAUGUUACCACCACCGUUGUUGUUGUUGACACCACCACCGUCUGCCCGUUCACCUCCACCCACACCACUGCCGGAACUACUAGCAUUGAGACUGGCAUCACCACUUCAACAAUCCAGGUCACCGUGACAUCCACCGUCUGCAACAAGUGCACUGGCAAGCCAAAGCCAACCAAGGCACCAGUCACCACUGCUGGACCCAGCGGACCCGUCAACCCCGCUCCCUGCCCAGAGGUUCUCCCUUCGUGCAUGAACACAUGGAACUUCCUUGUCGGCUGCGCUGACAACACCGAUCACGCCUGCUACUGCCCAAGCGCCGAAUUCGUCAACAACGUCUUCGGAUGUCUCUCCUCUUAUGGUGCCAGUGACUCUGAGGUCGCCCAAGCCAAGUCGUUCUUCCAGGGUAUCUGCGCUCCUUAUAUCCCAUCCAACCCUGCUAUUGUCACCGGUGCCCCAACUGGCCCAGCUGUUCCAACCACCGCUGGCACCGCUGCCGGAGAGGCCCCAACCGCACCCCCAGCCAUCCCCCAGACCACCAUGACUGUCGUCACCACCAUCCAGGUUCCUUACACCAUCACCGAGGGUGAAUCAUCUGGAUCUAUCGUCCCCUCAUCUUCAGUUGAGAGCGUUCUCUCCACUACCCUUACUAUCCCUCAAGUUGUAUUCUCCACCGUCUCCACCGAGGGUCAGACUACACCUGUCCCAGAGCUUGUUGCUGGUACCCCAGCCGCUGUUGCAGCUGCUGCCACCAAUGCCCCAGUAGCACCAAAGACAACCAUUGCUACUGUCGCAGCACCAACCAACGGAACCCGCCCCACUGCCUCGCCCACUCUGCUUACCGCCAACAGCGGAUCCCAGACUGGCGUUGCCUUCGGCUCGGCGUUCGCAGCUGUCUUGUUAGCUGUCCUCGCCUUGUAA